AUGGAUCCCGCCAAGAAUUCGUCGCCUUACCAGAAGGUCCAUGUGCAUUGCUUGAACCCGAAGUCCAUUACGCAGAACCAGCUCUACGGCUCCUUUGAUGAGAUCACUCGCGAGUGGUCUGAUGGCGUCGCUGCCGAGGAGAUCCGCAAUGCCACUCGGGAUGCCGGACAGCCGGACCAUCACUGGGUGAUGUUUGAUGGACCUGUGGAUGCACUGUGGAUCGAGAGCAUGAACACAGUGUUGGACGACAACAAGAAGCUCUGUCUCGUGAGUGGAGAGAUCAUUGCCCUCACCCCACAGAUGCGCAUGAUGUUCGAAGUCGAGGACUUGGAAGUGGCUUCUCCUGCUACAGUCUCUCGCUGCGGCAUGAUCUACAUGGAACCGGAGAGCUUAGGCUUCCAGCCUCUCUUUGACUCCUGGCUCGCCGCGCUGCCGGAGACUUUCAACUUUCA
Messenger RNA from Symbiodinium necroappetens, 452 nucleotides. Lineage: Eukaryota; Dinophyceae; Suessiales; Symbiodiniaceae. The record is from the annotation of a GenBank genome assembly.